AUGGAUCCCAGGGUAGUAUUGCAAUUGGAAGGUGAAGUCGGGUUCCGUCUGGUCCGCGGUCCGCAAUGGGGUAUGGAGACCCGCUGUGUGGACGGGUGGGUGCCCGUGCAGUCGCUCAGGAGGACGAGGGCGACUUUUUGGUCGCAUUACUUGGCGUUAGAGGAACAGUCUGACCAAGUCAAGUGCAGGCAUUGUGGGUGCGUCCUGAAGAAACCGCAGAGGGGCGAUGCCAGAAACAAGCUGUUCAGGAUGCAUCUGGAGAGAGUGCAUAGUGUUGCAGCGGAGACGGUGUACACACCACCAAGUAGUGCUGCUACUAGUACCAGCAGUAUUAAAUCUCGGCUCAGGGUGGCCUCUACAACACAGCACGCUGAAGUGUACAAACGGGGCAAGAGCACGGCCACCACACCAACACAGGAACAAGUCCUCCCACUGGAAGAUGACCCCUCGACGUCGCAAUUGCUCGCUGUGAUCGUCGCCUCAGAAAACUUACCCAUCACGUUCGUUUCAGACCCAGCAAUGCAGGCUCUCCUGGGGAGGAUCUCCCCACUGUACCAGCCGCAACAGCAGGAUAUACUGGACCUAGUGUGGGCCACCGCUGAACAGAUCUCUCAGCUCGUGUGUAGGACGGCCCGAAGGAACAGCGCGGACUUGCAACUCGUGUUGAGCACAAUUCCACCAGUUCAAGCGGGGGAAAUCAGCGCGUACCUUUACAACUUAGAAGACGUCACGUUCUUUGCAUUGACGUCGCAUGAAUGGUACACUAGGGAUCACUCAACGUCACUAGUAACGUUACAAUUCUGGGAUUCAAUCGAUCACCGUGUCAAGACACUCCCCGUGUCCCUGCACAGAAGUCCCGGGGUGGCACCGCUCUCCACAGAGACACUCAGAGAACAGUUGCGUCGCACGGAAAAGGAUAUCCCGGGGAUCAUACGGUCCACUCUCGGAGUCACCUGUCCGCAACCCAAAUUGCUCUUUAACAGAGAUAACGUCUUCGAAGAGACGAGUACAGGCACCCCAGAGUUUCACCCUUGCGUUAUCACAAUGUUGGCCGAGUGUGCAAGAGCACUGUUGGGAACAGACGGGGGGGACCCGACGGACGAAUCGUCCACAAAAACGAGCGACCAGUCAGAUUUGCUCCUAAACUCGAUGGUCGACCUCUCUGGGUUGGACAUGGCAGGGUCCCUUUUCAACAUAAUCAACACAAUGUACGAUGAACUGCUAGAGAACCCGUGGAUACUCGACUUAUUCCAUUCGAAGUGUAAAGAACAACUAGGGUACACAGAACCACAGAAACCCACCUGCUUCGACAGGACAAAGUACUCCACAGCGGAGACAUGUCUCGAGAACUUCCUCCAUUUGAAGCCAGUGUUGUUCCAGAUCGACCCGCUUCUACACUCAGUGACGAGGCAACCUCUCCAAGAGGCAGAUUUCGAAACAGCAGAGUGUCUGCUCGACCUGAUACUGUCGAUGAACAGACUGAUUCGGUACUUCAGCGACAGUCGGUCCACUUUCUCUUUCGCGCACACGGUGCCAGCACUAAUGUCACUAGAGAUGCAGAUCUGCAAAAUGGCAGAGUCCCGGCCUACACCAAGGAAGCUUGACUGCUCAUUAAACAGGUUCUCCAGCACGCUGCACCGGUGUAAGCGUGUCUUGAUGCAAGAUAAGACAGUACUAGUUGGGCUGUUCCUGUACCCACCGUCGCUCUUCGAAAGAGAGGUCCUCGAGUACGUGUACAAGACGACGUCCCUCUCCGAGAUCGUCACCAUCGUCGAACAAACAAUUCUGAAACUGAUACGGCGGUUCGUAGACCUACAACUCGUCAACACCGCGGGUGAUGAUACCGCCUCUUGUGAAGCAGAUAUCGAGCGAGGGGUCAACGAACAGAUCAUGAAAAUCACACAGGCGGACCUGUACGAUUACCUAUCCACGAUCAACACAAUCAUCCCGGCUUCGUACAAGAGGUACAGUGAGCAAAGCGGGUACGUGCGGGACAAAGGUGAAUUCAAGCGCCAACCGCCCCAUGGCUCCCGCGAGUUGCCCGGAGAGAUCGGCCAGGUCGACCAGUUGCUCGACGUAUACGUCCCCGUGAGCAACGCGUUUUGGGAACACUACCUGGAGUUCGACGCGGGGCCCAUCUUAAGGCUGCUGGUCAAGAUGAUGAGGACAUACGCAGUGUCUUCUGCCCUGGCACCGUACGCGUAUCUAAGCGACUUUGUACCGGAAUUGGGGGACCAGUUCUUGGAACCGAUGGUCAAGAUCAAGUUGUUCAACGAACAGUACGUCGUUGGGAAGGUGGAUUUUGAAAUGGACACUCUAUCAACAGCAGCACAGUAUCAUUAA
This is a messenger RNA of Huiozyma naganishii CBS 8797, 2343 nucleotides long. RefSeq lists its product as uncharacterized. The coding region runs from base 1 to 2343 and encodes 780 amino acids. The record is from RefSeq and is a predicted model, not a curated record. The transcript has a single exon. Lineage: Eukaryota; Fungi; Ascomycota; Saccharomycetes; Saccharomycetales; Saccharomycetaceae. Gene Ontology annotation, molecular function: DNA binding.